AGAACCGAGCGCCGUCACCGGAAACUGGAAGUCACCUGCUAGGAAACUGAGGGCUAUGGUUUAGUUAGCUAGAUUGCUAACGUCGCGGUUUGUUAGGGUUAACACUUUAUACUCCUGGAACUGGUUUUGUUUUUUACUUCAGUCUUUAAAAACAUUGCGACAGACUGACAAUGAAGACCGUGUUACUCGUCGAAACGUUCUCUGUGGCUUGUUUUGUGCUGUUAAGCCAAGUGUCAGCAAAGAAUUCUGAAGACAUCCGCUGUAAAUGCAUCUGCCCACCAUACAGAAAUACCAACGGGCACAUCUACAACAAAAAUGCUUCUCUCAAAGACUGUAACUGUCUCCAUGUAGUGGAGCCUAUGCCUGUGGAUGGAAAUGAUGUGGAGGCGUACUGUUUACGUUGUGAGUGUAAAUAUGAAGAGAGGAGCUCGGGAACCAUCAAGUUCACCAUCAUAAUGUACCUCUCCAUUCUGGGACUGCUGCUGCUCUACAUGGUCUAUCUGACUGUCUUGGAGCCCAUUUUAAAGAGGCGUCUGUUCGGACACUCGCAGCUCAUCCAAAGCGAGGAUGAUGUUGGGGUAUGUGUUGGGGACCAGCAGCCUUUCGCCAACGCUCACAAUGUGCUGUCUCGUUCGCACUCUCGACCCAACAUGCUGAACAAAGUGGAGCAUGCCCAGCAGCGCUGGAGGAGGCAGGUCCAGGAGCAGCGGAAGUCUGUGUUCGACCGCCAUGUCGUUCUCAGUUAAACUGUCCUGUGAGCAAGACUUAAUGAUGAAGGCGGGGGGGGGGACACUGUGACGGAGCCCUUAAUUUAUACCCCCCCUCCCCUCCCUUUUUUUUUCUCUCUCAUUUGUGGUUUGUAUCUCAUCAAGUGUGAUGUUUCUAGGGUGAAAAUGGUGGAGAAACGCCUGGCAGAUGUAAAGGCAAAACAGGAAACUAUUUAGUCUGCCGGAAGCACAAGAGAUUACAUUGAAUACAGUUAUUUUUGUGUUUUUCUUUUGUUUUUUUUUCUGCACAACCUUAAAUGAAGAAUCUUAAAUUGCAUUCCAGAAGCAGAAUUGACUCCCUGCCUGUGGUCUAAUUCGCAGGCGUGCCAAGUCACCAGAGAAUUGCAGUGAAUUAUUUGAUGGCCAAGACAAAUAAACGUGAGGGCGAACUUUCAAGUUGAUAUUUUAUAACAUUCAACGGCACUCCUUCUUCUGGCAGCCGUCAGAUGACGUCCCGUCGGUCGAAAAAGCUGACGUCCAAUUUUACAAACCAAACUGGCUUCCAGAGUAAAGCAUCCAGAUGUUGGUGGGUUCCACUGAUCACGGCUGCUGGAUAACUGGCCUCCUGGCGGCAGCAGUGAAACGUUAGCAUGUAGCUGGUGGGUAUUUUCCACCCAAAAACGAAUAUAAUGUGGAACCACUUCUCUCACCACAGGAGAAAGGAACCACUGUAAGAUAUGAAUCCCUUCAGCUUUCUCCCCGAAAAAUGCAUGUUUUAUAACAAAUCUUUUCUAAAUGUGUUUUCAAUCAUUUGUUCCGACUAUUUAACGUCUAAUAAACCAUCAUUUGAGGCAUUGCAUUACAUCUGAUGUCUGACAGUAGUUUCACUUGCACUUGCUGCAGAGACUGAUGCAAUUAUUUCUUUGGUGAUGUCAUGUCAGAAACUUAGCUGUGCUAUUGGUCCUUCAUGUGUAUAGUCUUUGAUUUGGAAACUUCCACGUGCUUGGUCAGACGCCAAUGUCUAAAUCCUUGUAGAGCGGUGUUUCUCCGAGCUCAAAGAAGAUCAUCUUGUGAGUCGCUGGGUUGUGAGAAUGAGCAGAGUGAGUGGAUGAAGAACCAUGGUUGUGAGACCUGUGCAGGUGUUCUUAUCUACGACACAUGUGACACCUUUAACUUUGAAAUAAAUUUAUGUAAUAUUUGUGAUUCA
Solea solea (common sole) is the source of this 1914-nucleotide messenger RNA. It is a transcript of the gene tmem9b, whose product is annotated as TMEM9 domain family, member B. The record is from RefSeq and is a predicted model, not a curated record. The coding region runs from base 171 to 746 and encodes 191 amino acids. NCBI's taxonomy places the organism in Eukaryota, Metazoa, Chordata, Actinopteri, Pleuronectiformes, Soleidae. Gene Ontology annotation, biological process: positive regulation of canonical NF-kappaB signal transduction. Gene Ontology annotation, cellular component: lysosomal membrane. The transcript is spliced from 5 exons.